Saccostrea cuccullata (small rock oyster) is the source of this 687-nucleotide messenger RNA. RefSeq names its product ganglioside GM2 activator-like. The transcript has 4 exons. Gene Ontology annotation, cellular component: cytoplasmic side of plasma membrane. The record is from RefSeq and is a predicted model, not a curated record. Lineage: Eukaryota; Metazoa; Mollusca; Bivalvia; Ostreida; Ostreidae. Gene Ontology annotation, biological process: lipid transport; ganglioside catabolic process. The coding region runs from base 47 to 625 and encodes 192 amino acids. Gene Ontology annotation, molecular function: lipid carrier activity; enzyme activator activity.
AGAGAUAGUGAAGAUAUUUCAGUGCUAAAUUAAUCCAACCUGUGCCAUGAACAGCGCAAUGAAUGCAGUCGUUCUUCUGUUGUCCAUUUUUGUUUCUUCAGAAGCAGCUGUUACUUGGAGGGAUUGUGUUCCCCCCACUACUGCCCAUCCGUAUGUGACGUUUACAUCUGUGUCCGUGUCGCCGUCUCCUGUGGUGAUUCCUGGAAACAUCACAAUCGGUGUACGAGGAUCAGUUCAUCAUAACUUUGGUAAAGAUGUUAGAAUGGUAGUUCACAUGGACAAAUAUCUCCUAGGAGUAUGGACAAAGGUUCCCUGUAACAGUAACGUAGGAUCUUGCAACUACGACAACCCAUGUGAGUUUUUAUCUGCUUUUGCGACAUCAGGCACUUGUCCACCUCAACUUGAAGCACAUGGUCUCCCGUGUACGUGUCCAUUUAAUCCAUCCGACAUCAAUCUACCCCCAUCAGUGUUCGAAGUGAAAACAAUUAAUGCAGCCUGGUCGUGGCUGGCGACGGGGAAGUUCCGAGUUCAAGCUGAGAUGAUUCAUGGUCAUGAUAUCGUUGGCUGCUUCCAUGUCGAAAUGGAUAUCAAAAGGACUGGAGGUCAUGGAUUUAUCUUUGGAUAAAAAAAACUGAAAAGUGAACUAUGUGAUGACGAAGCAUGAAAGCUUAAUUUAUGAUUAAAGCU